Messenger RNA from Caretta caretta (loggerhead turtle), 5629 nucleotides. The record is from RefSeq and is a predicted model, not a curated record. NCBI's taxonomy places the organism in Eukaryota, Metazoa, Chordata, Testudines, Cheloniidae.
UCGGAGGUAGUGACACAGGAGGCGGCGGCCCGGCCUGGUGCAGGGAGGGGGCGGCUGGGGCCGGUUACCGGGGAGACCGGCAGGGCCUGGCGGGCCGGCGCCAUGGCACACUUCGACACGGAGUACCAGCGCCUGGAGGCCUCCUACAGCGACUCGCCGCCGGGCGAGGAGGAUCUGCUGGUGCACGUCCCCGAGGGCAGCAAAUCUCCUUGGCAUCACAUAGAGAACCUGGACCUCUUCUUCUCUCGCGUCUAUAAUCUGCAUCAGAAGAACGGCUUCACCUGCAUGCUGAUUGGCGAGAUCUUUGAGCUCAUGCAGUUCAUUUUUGUGGUGGCCUUCACCACCUUCCUCGUCAGCUGCGUUGACUACGACAUCCUGUUUGCCAACAAGAUGGUGAAUCACAGCCAGCUCUCCAGCGAGCUUGUCAAGGUGACGCUGCCAGAUGCCUUUCUGCCUCCCAGCAUGUGCAGCGCAAGAAUCCAGCAGAAUGGAUUUCUCAUUUGCAUCCUGGUGAUAGCGGGGGUUUUCUGGAUCCAUCGACUCAUCAAAUUUAUCUACAACAUUUGCUGCUACUGGGAGAUUCACUCCUUCUACAUCAACGCUCUCAAAAUCCCUAUGUCCAACCUGCCCUAUUACACCUGGCAGGAGGUGCAGGCUCGCAUUGUGCAGAUCCAGAAGGAGCAUCAGAUCUGCAUCCACAAGAAGGAGCUGACAGAGCUGGACAUCUACCACCGCAUCUUGCGUUUCAAGAACUACAUGGUGGCCAUGGUGAACAAGUCGCUGCUGCCCAUCCGCUUCCACCUGCCCGGGCUGGGCGACACCAUCUUCUACACCCGCGGCCUCAAGUACAACUUUGAGCUCAUCUUCUUCUGGGGGCCCGGCUCGCUCUUUGAGAACGAGUGGAGCCUCAAGGCGGAGUACAAGCGGGGCGGCAACCGUCUGGAGCUGGCUGACAAGCUGAGCGCCCGCAUCCUCUGGAUCGGCAUCGCCAACUUCAUCCUCUGCCCCCUCAUCCUCAUCUGGCAGAUCCUCUAUGCCUUCUUCAGCUACACCGAGAUCCUGAAGCGGGAGCCGGGCAGCCUGGGCGCCCGCUGCUGGUCGCUCUACGGCCGCUGUUACCUGCGCCACUUCAACGAGCUGGACCACGAGCUGCACUCGCGCCUCAGCAAGGGGUACAAGCCAGCCUCCAAGUACAUGAACUGCUUCAUCUCCCCCCUGCUCACCAUCGUGGCCAAGAAUGUGGCCUUCUUCGCCGGCUCCAUCCUGGCCGUGCUCAUCGCUCUCACCAUCUACGACGAGGACGUGCUGGCCGUGGAGCACGUCCUCACCACCGUCACCCUGCUGGGUGUGGGCGUCACCAUCUGCAGGUCCUUCAUCCCUGACCAGCACCUGGUGUUCUGCCCAGAGCAGCUGCUGCGGGUGAUCCUGGCACACAUCCACUACAUGCCUGACCACUGGCAGGCCAACGCCCACCGCUACGAGACCCGGGACGAGUUUUCUCAGCUCUUCCAGUACAAAGCGGUGUUCAUCCUGGAGGAGCUGCUGAGUCCCAUCGUUACCCCCUUGAUCCUCAUCUUCUGCCUGCGGCCCAAGUCCCUGGAGAUCAUUGACUUCUUCCGGAACUUCACCGUGGAGGUGGUGGGUGUGGGCGACACCUGCUCCUUCGCACAGAUGGACGUGCGCCAGCAUGGGCACCCGGCGUGGAUGUCAGCGGGAAAGACCGAGGCCUCCAUCUACCAGCAGGCCGAGGAUGGCAAGACUGAGCUGUCCCUCAUGCACUUCGCCAUCACCAACCCCAAGUGGCAGCCGCCCCGCGAGAGCACGGCCUUCAUCGGCUUCCUCAAGGAGCGCGUGCUGCGCGACAGCAGCAUGGCGCUGGCCCAGCAGGCCGUGCUGCCUGACAACGCCCUCUUCACCUCCAUCCAGUCCCUGCAGUCAGAGUCCGAGCCUCACAGCCUGAUUGCCAACGUGAUCGCGGGCUCCUCGGCCCUGGGGUACGCAAGCCACGAGCUGCAGGCCUCCCGCCAGCUCUCCGAGGUGGCUUCUGCCCUGCGCUCCUUCUCCCCACUGCAGUCAGCCCAGCAAAGUCACAGCAGCUUCCAGACGUCUGGGUCCCAUGUGGAGGGGGCACCGCCCCGGGCCCACAGCACCAUGACGGCUUCCGGCACAGAUGCCAGAAGAGCGAGCUCAGGGAGCAGUGCCUGGGAGGCCCAGCUACAGAGCCUGAUCCUGUCGGAAUACGCCUCCACGGAGAUGAGCCUCCAUGCGCUCCACAUGCAUGAGUUACACAAGCAGCACACCCAGAGCGAGCCCGAGCGGCACGUCUGGCACCGGCGGGAGAGCGACGAGAGCGGGGAGAGUGCCCCGGAGGAGCCGGACGCGCAGAAGGGCGCCCCCGCCGCCAUCCCCCGCUCUGCCAGCUACCCCUUCUCCUCGCCGCGCCAGGCUGUGGAGGAGUCAGCCACCCUUCAGACGGGCUUCCAGCGCCGGUACGGCGGCAUCACAGAUCCGGGCACAGUGCACAGAGCCCCUUCGCACUUCUCCCGCCUGCCUCUCGGGGGCUGGGCUGAGGACGGACAGUCGGUGCGACACCCGGAGCCGGUUCCAGAGGAGAGCUCAGAGGAUGAGCUUCCGCCUCAGAUACACAAGGUGUAGCUCUGGGGGCUGAGGAUCGCAUGGGACUCUGGACUCUGGAGCAGCCUGGGCAGCAGGACCUGGGGUCCCGACCCCCUCGCCUGUCCCCCAGAGGUGGGGCAGGCAGAGGUGCCUAGCGCUGGCGUUCAUGCCCAAGGGACAGAACCACCACGUCAGCGCCUUGCAGUGGAAGCUUCUGUACAGACGUGUGUCAAGCCAACGUCACUCUGACUCGCGUUGGGUGAAUGCGUGUGUGAGUACAUACGUGUGUCCGUGUCCGCAUAUGUGUUGUCCGUGUGGGAGGGAAUCGGCGAGAGCUGCACGGAGCACCGCAGAGCCUGCAAGAGGCCAGCGACCCACAGCUGGCAGGGGGAGCUCCGAGUUCCGGCUGCCGGCAGGAGAGGCUACGGUGGAGUCCCUGAGCAGAGCCAGCAACGCCUCUUCCACAGUCCAAAUAAAGACCCACUUCAAGCUGCAGCCGGCCCGGCCCAGCCCAGGUUCCCACGGGGGGAGGGACGCAUCUGAAUCUAUUUUUGUAAGAAGGGUGGAGAGUUGGUUUCCCCCGAGGCCGAGCGGGCUGGAGUCCGACCCCUGCUGGGAGAGGGACUGGCUCAGGCUUUACAAGGCCGCGCCCUCCUCCAAAGCCCAUGCAGCUGCGUGUGUUCUGGCCCCGAGCUGUCCUGUCUGUGGUGCAGGGGGCGCCAGGGUUCCUGGCUCAGUGCUCCCCCCAAGUGAUCCCACGCCCCAUUUGCUGCUAUUGUCCAUGAGUCAAGGUGGCUGAACUCCUCUAGCCUCAGAGCGCAGACAGCCUGGCCAGCAGCAAAGUGAACCCCCCGCGCUGCCCCUCCAGCAUGUCAAAGCCCUGCUGUCUCGGGGCUAGAGGGGAGCUCCAUCUCCAGGGCCUCUCUGCUGAACCUGCCGGCCAGCGGGCUGCUUCUCGUGCUGGCCCUGGCCCUCUGGGAACUACACCGAGCCCCCCUCUAGCAGCCUCCAGGGUGGGGAGAGGCACACUCCUCUGCCCCGGCCCCCUCAGUCAACACUAACCUAGCAAGUCAAAGGAAAGAAUCAGGUGACUAAAGUAGCUUUGCCCCCCCCUUUUCCCCCUCCCUGGUGCUAUGGGGAAGCCCAGCCCAAGGGGAAGUCUGGCCUGGGCUCCUAUCAUCUGACAGGACCCCUUGCUGGUUAGCUGGGGCCACACUGUGCCUCUGAAUGGUCCCUUGGCCAGGAUCACUUCCCCUCAGCAGGGUCCUGUUGCAGUGCCAGACAGUGGCUCCCAUCCUGCUGCCAGGGGAUCUCCUCUGGGCUGUCUCAGCUUUUCAGCUAGUCCCCCCUGGCCCUGAGAGACCCUGAGCCCACGGGGCACCUCCAGUCCCAUCUCCCCUUCCCCGACUCGGAGCCGGGAGCCUCUGCCCAGUUCACUCGGCCUUCAGGUUCAGGGGAGGUUCUGCUACACCUGGUCUGUCUGCCCAGUGUGGCCAUCGCUGUGAUUUCAGGGCUGCUGGUGCCCUCCCGGCUGGUGGCCCUGCAGACGCUAUCCCAAGCUGGAGCUGACUGCGGGAGCCGGCAGGCACCAGGCAUCCAGUCUCCAUGGCAGACCUGGGGCCAGGGGGCAGAGGCAAACCAGACCCCCCCACCAUAGGUGGCUGGUGGGGUUGGGGGGGCUGUGCUGCCGCCUCCCUGCAUGACCUCAGAGGUCCAGGGAACCCCCCUCCCCACUACCAGAGUUCAUUAUAAAUUAUUAGCACAGGGGCGGCCAAUCACGGCACGGGGAGGGGGAGGCUUCAGCCAAUCAGAGUACAGCUCUCCUAGGUUUUCUGAGUGACAGCGGCAGCUCCCGGCUGAUUGCUAACCCCUUCUCCCUGCACCCACAGCUGACAAUCGCCCGCAUGGCCCCCCCAGCCCAGGGGCGCCCUGCUCCCCCAGCGCUGACCCCUCCUAAGAGCCCAACCGCUGCGCUCCCUGCCCGAGCCAGUGCUCGGGCUCGGCCCCAUGGUGCUCUGCACUGUACCGCUGGGGGGCAGGACUCCUGGGUUCUCUCCCCAGCUCUGCCACUGGCCUGCUGUGUGAUGUUGGGGCGGAUCACUUGGCUGACUCUGUAAAGCAGGGCUGAGGAGGCUCCCCUGCGGCCCGGGCUGCUCUGGCAGCCUGCCUGUUGGGCAGAGCACUGACUUCUGGCCGUGGGGGGGCUCUGCUGCCUGUUCCUUCAAUACCCCCACCCAGUUCCUCUGACGGGGCUUGGGACCCCCUGCCUCUCUGUGGUGCAAGCCCUGAGCUUUACUAGCCCAGCGUACUGGUGCUUUACAGGUUUGAUGAGGGACAAGGUGCUUCAGUGGCCUUUGAAACAGGGCAAGUCUCCAGCACACCAUUGCCAGGCCAGCCCCUCUCUGCCCUGGGGCCUAGACCAGACAGACCUCAGGCUCCCGGCCGGGUAUGGACCCCUUCACAGCAGGGAACGCUCUCCCUCGGCCAGGCAUGGCCAGAGCGCAGCCCGCAGCGGUCUGCCAGUGUGGCCCUGGCAGGGGCUGUGCACUCUGGGAAAUGUAGUCUCCAUGGGUCGCACCCCCGCAUUAGUGGCUGCCCUCGGUCAUGCUCUGUACAUACUAGCUGGGCAGAGCUUGUCCCCCCCGCCGAUGCGCUCAGCCCAGAGUGCCUGUUCUUAGAGCAUCUCCAAGCCUGAGCUGCAGCCUCCCCCAGGAGAGCUCUGUGCCCCAGGGACGGCUGGGCCUUUCUGAAGGGGGGCUGGCAGCUGCGGCUCCUAGAGGCGGGGGCAGGGAGGCAAGGCCUGGAGCAGCCGGAGAACCUUGCCAUGUGCUGUGCUUGUAUCUGUCCGUCUCCUGUGUGCCCGUGUGCAUGGCAAGUUGCCCCCCCACCCCCCGUUCCACUUGUGACCCCAGCGGGGGGUGUGCGGGCACGGAGCUCUUUGGGAAUGUGCUGGCUAGACAAGCUCGCGCCCCUCGCUGUAGAGCCAUUUAAUAAAGAGGGGGCAUUUCGUUCA